GUCAAAUAAAUAAUAAAAUAUUUAAAAAAAAGAAAGUAAUACUAAAAUUUAAAACUCAGUGUUAUGUCAAAGAGUCUUAGGUGGUAGCUACACUGGCUUUAUAUUGGCCUGGGCUAACAAAUGGGACUGUGACUCUUUUCUCCAUAGGAAUAUUAUCUUUAGAUGUAAUUUACUUUGUUUUCAUAUCAGCGUUAUUGCCCAACACAUUUAAAAAUAGAGAGAAAUCCAGUUUUGAUUUUAAAGAAUCGGCCUUUUUUCCAGUGUUUAGUUUGCCCUGGGACUAUGAGAGAUUAUGAAGUCAGUAUAUUUGAUUAUAUAGGUAUAGAAGAUGUUAGUAUUUGGAGGUUUUUAAUAACAGAGUUUGUAUUACCUGUGUUUCCCUAAAAUUGAUUCUAGGGCAAGUUGGAAGACCGGAAGCCCUUGAUGGUCUUAUUUGGGGAUGUUGCCAUGCAUUAUAUACUCUCUGCUGCACAGACUGCUGAUGGAGGAGGCUUGGUAGAAAAACACUAUGUCUUCCUGAAGAGACUCUGUCAGGUGUUGUGUGCUCUGGGCAAUCAGCUGUGUGCAUUACUGUAUUUGACUACAGAAUGAGUUUUAAUGAUGAUGAUUAAGGAGGGUGUGGAUUCUGAUGUAGAAACACCAGCAAACUUUGGAAAAUACCUGGAAUCUUUCCUUGCUUUCACAACCCAUCCAAGUCAGUUUCUACGUUCUUCAACUCAAAUGACUUGGGGGGCCCUUUUCCGGCAUGAGAUCCUAUCCCGUGACUCUUUGCUAUUAGCAAUAAUACCAAAAUAUCUUCGUGCUUCUAUGACUAACUUGGUCAAGAUGGGCUUUCCUUCUAAAACAGACAGCCCUAGCUGUGAAUACUCUCGGUUUGAUUUUGAUAGUGAUGAGGACUUCAAUGCUUUCUUCAACUCGUCCCGGGCCCAACAAGGAGAGGUAAUGAGGUUAGCAUGUCGUUUGGAUCCUAAGACUAGCUUCCAGAUGGCUGGGGAGUGGCUAAAGUAUCAGCUGUCAACUUCUGUUGAUACUGGAUCCAUGAACUCUGGAACUGGAGAAGGCAGCCUCUGCUCCAUCUUCUCAUCUUCAUUCGUGCAGUGGGAAGCCAUGACUUUUUUUUUGGAAAGUGUGGUCAACCAGAUGUUUCGGACACUAGAUAAAGAAGCAGUUCCUGUUAAUGAUGGAAUAGAGCUGUUGCAAAUGGUCCUGAACUUUGACACCAAGGAUCCUCUCAUCCUGUCCUGUGUCCUCACUAAUGUCUCAGCACUCUUUCCAUUUGUCACCUACAGACCAGAGUUCCUGCCCCAGGUCUUCUCUAAGCUAUUUUCAUCUGUCACUUUUGAAACUGUUGAAGAAAGUAAGGCCCCCAGAACCCGGGCAGUGAGGAAUGUGAGGAGACACGCUUGUUCCUCCAUCAUCAAGACUUGUCGUGACUACCCCCAGCUCGUACUGCCCAAUUUUGACAUGCUUUAUAACCAUGUGAAACAACUCCUCUCCAAUGAGUUACUCUUGACACAAAUGGAGAAGUGUGCCCUCAUGGAAGCCCUGGUUCUCAUUAGCAACCAGUUCAAGAACUACGAGCGUCAGAAGGUGUUCCUAGAGGAGCUGAUGGCACCAGUGGCCAGCAUCUGGCUUUCUGAAGACAUGCACAGAGUGCUGUCAGAUGUUGAUGCUUUUAUUGCCUAUGUGGGCGCCGAUCGGAAGAGCUGUGACCCAGGCCCGGAGGAUCCCUGUGGUCUAAACCGCGCACGAAUGAGCUUUUGUGUAUAUAGCAUUCUGGGUGUUGUGAAACGAACUUGCUGGCCCACUGACCUAGAAGAAGCCAAAGCUGGGGGAUUCGUGGUGGGUUAUACGCCCAGUGGAAAUCCAAUCUUCCGUAACCCCUGCACAGAACAGAUUCUGAAACUUCUUGACAAUUUGCUUGCCCUUAUAAGGUGAGUUGAAAUAAUGGUU
This is a messenger RNA of Leptonychotes weddellii (Weddell seal), 1953 nucleotides long. The record is from RefSeq and is a predicted model, not a curated record. Lineage: Eukaryota; Metazoa; Chordata; Mammalia; Carnivora; Phocidae.